CUCGCGUCAAAGUUUCAACACUUGUAAUUGCACCGAACGAAUUAAUUAUCAUCAGAAUUACUUCUGUCGUUAUCAUUGAUUAUAUACAGCAGUCCAAAUUUAUAUUAUUUUUCUAUUGACUUAGAAACCUGCAGGGGAAUGUUUCUUUCACAAUUUAGAGUAAGAUAGUAAGACAAAUGCACCGAGUGAAAUGAAAGCGAGAUAUAGUUUGUCAACUCAUUUGUCUAUUUUCUGAGUGAUCACUGUAGUCUAGAUUAGCAAGUACUAUCAUUGAAAUCUAAUCUGAAAACCCAAGCAUUUGAUGCCGAUGAUAAGUGGUAGUAAAGUCAGUAUCGAAGCAUCACAUGCUCAAGUGGGGUGUGACAUCAGUUUGUCUACAAAAAUGCAUUUUAAAAAUUUGAAUAAAGUAAAGUUUCUCGUAUCAAACGGAUGAAAUUCAUUCAACCAGAGAUAACAAUGCAACGAGCAAUGCACAAGUGCUAUAUUCUGUGCUGCUGUGGCGAUAGCAAUAGCGAUACCAACAGCGGCAACACCGGCAUGGAAAAAAGCGCAGAUGGGCUGUUGAUUCGCACAGAGAGAAACAACGGAGUCGACGACGGCGUUAUGGGGGUGGUGGGGUUUGACGAACGAGUUGCUAUUCUCGACGCGGGUGCUCAGUAUGGGAAGGUGAUCGAUCGCAAAGUUCGGGAGCUCUGUGUUCAUAGCGAAAUAAUGCCGCUUGACACGCCUGCAUUCACCCUUAAGGAAAAAGGAUACAAAGCUAUUAUUAUCUCUGGUGGACCGAGUUCUGUUUAUGCCGAAGAUGCGCCUCGGUACGAUGCGGACAUCUUUCGAAUAGGUAUUCCUGUAUUGGGUAUAUGCUAUGGUAUGCAGAUGAUGAAUAAAGAAUUUGGUGGAACCGUUAUUAGAAAAGAGGGACGAGAAGAUGGUCAAUAUUCCAUUGAAGUCGAUAGCAAGUGCCUUUUGUUCAAGGGGCUGGAAAAGGAACAAAUGGUAUUACUCACGCAUGGAGAUAGCAUAGACCGAGUGGCAGACUGCUUCCGAUCGACUGCUGUAUCGGGAAACGUUGUGGCGAGUAUUGCGAGCGACAAGAUGAACUUGUAUGGCGUGCAGUUCCAUCCCGAGGUAGAUUUAACACCAAAUGGAAAAACUAUGCUGCACAACUUUUUAUUUGGAAUUGCCGGCCUCACAGGGAAUUAUACUCUUCGAGGUCGCGAAGCGGAGUGCAUUCAGUACAUCAGGGAUACUGUCGGCAACAACAAAGUCUUGUUGCUUGUGAGCGGUGGUGUUGAUUCGACGGUGUGUGCGGCGCUACUUCACAAGGCUUUGCGUAAGGAGCAGGUCAUCGCUGUGCACAUAGACAAUGGGUUUAUGCGAAAGGGUGAAACACCAUUCGUAGAGCAAAGUUUAGCUGAGUUGGGACUUAAGUUAAGAGUAAUAAAUGCCGCACAUCAGUUUUUUGAGGGUACAACGACGGUACCAAUGGAUAAUGUCAAUCUAACCAACAGCAGUGCUUCCACUAACAAAGUCUGCUUAGGAGGACCAAGAACCAGACUAACUAAGAUGCUGUGCGCCACUGCACAACCUGAAGAGAAACGUAAAAUAAUUGGCGACGUUUUCGUAAGGGUUGCUAAUGAAGCAAUGAUGGAAAUGGGGCUUAAACCUGAGGAGGUUUUUCUAGGCCAAGGCACUCUCAGGCCCGACCUUAUAGAAAGCGCCAGUAGUCUAGUAAGCGGUAAAGCAGACACGAUAAAAACCCAUCACAACGAUAGUGAAUUAGUAAGAGCCUUGAGGACGCAAGGCCGCGUAGUCGAACCCCUAAAGGACUUUCAUAAAGACGAAGUUAGGCAGUUAGGAUGUGAUUUAGGAUUACCGUCACCGCUUGUUACACGGCAUCCCUUUCCCGGACCAGGAUUAGCAAUACGAAUUCUUUGCACCGACGAACCCUUCAUGGAUAAAGAUUUCUCAGAAACGCAGGUAAUAGUGAAAAUAAUGGCGGAAUACGAGCAAAUGCUACAAAAAAAACAUGCACUGCUUAAUCGUGUUGAAGGAGCAACAGGCGAGGCUGAGCGCCAACACUUGAGACGCGUUUCAAGUCGGCAUCAUGUCGCCGCAACGCUCCUACCUGUUCGUAGCGUUGGCGUUCAGGGAGACCGACGAAGUUAUAGCUACGUAGUUGGAUUAUCAGUAAAAGAGACUGCUGGAGAAGGAGUAAACUGGGAGGACAUGUUAUUUUUGGCAAGACUUAUACCGCGCGUUUGUCACAAUGUGAAUCGUGUUUGCUACAUAUUUGGUGAGUUGGUUCAUCACCCGGUGACAGACAUUACCCCAACGUACCUGACUGCCAACGUCGUCGCUACUUUACGACAGGCCGACCACCUAGCCAAUCAAAUUUUGGCUUCUAACGGAUGUUUACAAGCCAUCAGUCAGAUGCCAGUCGUUCUGAUCCCGGUACAUUUCGAUCGGGAUCUCGCACUUCGAGCACCUUCAUGCCAGCGCUCCAUAGUCUUAAGGCCAUUCUGUUCCAACGAUUUUAUGACUGGCCAUCCAGCAAUUCCUGGCAACGAGUUACCCAUGCAUGUGGUGAAUAAAAUGGUAACAGAAAUAUUAAACGUGCCUGGUAUUUCACGAGUUCUUUAUGAUCUGACGUCUAAACCACCAGCUACAACCGAGUGGGAGUAGCAACGUUGAUUCGACUUGAACUUCUACCCCUUUCUAUUUUUUCACCACCCUUGCGCGUAACAACAAGAAAAGCAACAAAGAAAGAAAAAAGAAAAAAAAAUACUAAGAAAAGAAAGAAAUGAAAAAAAUCCUAUAUUUAAAAAAAAAAUAUAUAUAUUACAAAAACAUAUAUACGAAGUUAACAACUUCCUGCCAAUACAUAGCAAGCAAUUCCCGUUUUUCUUUUUUUUGUCUUUUAAAUUAAUAUACAUGUAUAAAAAUAUCGUUCAUUACAAUAACUUAUGGCUGACAGAAUAACGUUAUCGCGUUACCUUGAAAUUCGUACAGUAUUCUGCAAAAAUAUGCCAGGUAAGUGUUUCUUAUGUAUAUGUUUAUAUCAAAUUUGACUUUCUUUAUUAAGAUGUAUAAGCUACUUUGAUUGAUCUAAUGAUAAUUCACCUAUAUUUGACAUAAUGUUAUGUGUCUUCACCGUUACUGCAAGCAACAUGUUCGCACUCGAUUGAUGGUACCAUUAAACUGCUGUCAUAAGUAGCCAACAUGUGAUGCUGGACAUGUUCGACAGUUUUUCUGUAUGCUCGGUGCCAAACACAAAGUUUGCUUUUGCUGAUGAAUCUAUGUAAACAAAUAGAAGUUUAAUCGUUCUAAUACAUUUUUUUAAAUAACUGGACAAAGUUAGUAAAUAAUAUCAAGGCUUAACAGUUUUAUCGACAGCAAAUUCUUAUAGCAACUAAACGCAUCGAAAUAUUUGUAAUCUAGAUCGGGUGUAUCGGAAAAAUGUUUGAAAUUUCUUUUCAAUUGUUAAUUUUUUAUCCAUUUGUUUUUAUUUACCUGUGCAUGGUCUUCAAUAAAACGUGCAAAUCUUCAAUACGUUUUUCCUUGGGUAGACUGCUGAGAAACGUGGUAAACGCUAAAAAAUCUACCUCGUUUACGGAAUCUGAUUCAGAUAUCCAAUUUUGAAUCUGGAUCUUGACCUGAAAGAUUUUUCUGAAUUAGUAAUCAUCAAUAAGUUGAAUUAAUAUUCGAUGUUUUACAUCAUCAAAUAAUCUGAUUGAUAAAACGUAAAAGAAAUCAUCAAUAAAUGUUGAUCAUUGGAUUAGUCAACUAGAUGAUGUUUUCAUAUAUCUAUUUUUUCCAUUUGUGGAGAUAUUGAUUGAAAUUUUAAGUUCACGAGCUAAGAUGGUGACAAGAAGACUCUAGCAAUGAGUGAAUUGAGUAUUUUAUGAUGAUAACAUAUUUUUCUCAUGUUUUUAAAUUUAUUUAUCGGUUGCUUUACGUUUCCUAGCUAGAUCUAUGACCGUAAUACGGUAAUAUAUAAAGUUUUGUGAUAAAUUUUUUGGAUUUAAUAUUAUAAAUGUGUAGAUCGUCAAAGUACGUUUUCCUUUUAGCUUACUAGUUAAUUUAUAUCAAUAAAACUGAGUAAGAAAUAUUUUCACUCAAGCAGUUUCUCUCUUACACACUUACAGAAAAAGCCAGCUGUGUAUUGACAGUCGCUUUGAUUUUCUUCGAAAACUGUGUUAAUAAUAAAAUAGAUAAUUGUAUGCAUGGAUGCCUUGAUACUUGUAUUGCUAUUAUUACGAAAUUAUAUAUUCAACAUAGAUAUUGAACGAGACUUCGAGAUGAAAGAAAAAAAACUUGAAUAUACUACAAAUAUCUGAUAAUCCAGUGUAAAUAUGUAGAAAUUGAAGGAAAAAAAAAAAUAAUAAUAUUUAUUAUACUGCAACGUAAUCCCAUUGAAUACUGAUAUAGUCAGGCCAAUAUUAGAAAAAACAAUUUUAACUUAUUAAUUAUUAUCUAUCACAUCACAAUUAUUGUACCAAUAUUAUUUUUUUUCUGUCAUAAUGCAUUAAACAUAUUAAAAAUAGAUGAUUAUUACUCUUUGUCUA
Neodiprion virginianus is the source of this 4565-nucleotide messenger RNA. It is a transcript of the gene bur, whose product is annotated as GMP synthase [glutamine-hydrolyzing]. Gene Ontology annotation, cellular component: cytosol. The transcript is spliced from 9 exons. Gene Ontology annotation, molecular function: GMP synthase (glutamine-hydrolyzing) activity; GMP synthase activity; ATP binding. The record is from RefSeq and is a predicted model, not a curated record. Gene Ontology annotation, biological process: GMP biosynthetic process. NCBI's taxonomy places the organism in Eukaryota, Metazoa, Arthropoda, Insecta, Hymenoptera, Diprionidae. Bases 430 to 2682 code for a protein of 750 amino acids.